This is a messenger RNA of Thecamonas trahens ATCC 50062, 2749 nucleotides long. RefSeq names its product kinesin family member 1B. The transcript is spliced from 2 exons. Gene Ontology annotation, biological process: mitotic spindle organization; microtubule-based movement. The coding region runs from base 89 to 2737 and encodes 882 amino acids. The record is from RefSeq and is a predicted model, not a curated record. Gene Ontology annotation, molecular function: microtubule binding; ATP binding; microtubule motor activity. NCBI's taxonomy places the organism in Eukaryota, Apusomonadida, Apusomonadidae.
CCAGCCAACCCGCCGCACUAACUACGGGCGAGGCGUUGGACCACCUCACUUCCGACUUGCUGGAGGCAGAAGAGUAGACGAGGGUAUUAUGAGUAGCGGAGGGGAUAAUGUACAGAUUGCGGUGCGUAUGCGUCCGUUUAACGAGCGUGAGCUUGCGCUAGAGUCACCGGCGUGUGUGACCAUGCCGACGGAGCACAUGGUGGUGGUGACGGACCCAACGGAUGGCGAGAAGCAGCACUCGUUCUCCUUCAACUAUGCAUACAACUCGUUUGUGGAUGCUCAUGAUGAGGCGUACGCUUCGCAGGAAAAAGUGUUUGAUGAUCUGGGCAAGGCCUAUCUCGAGGCCGCUUGGGCUGGCUACAACACCUCGGUCUUUGCCUACGGCCAGACCGGCGCCGGCAAGUCGUACUCGAUGUCCGGCUACGGGGAGGAGCUUGGUAUCGUUCCCAGAGGUCUGCGCGAAUUGUUUGCCAGAAUUGAUGCCAAUCAGGUCGAUGAUCUCUCGUUUCGGGUCGAGGUCUCGUACUUGGAGAUCUACAUGGAGAAGAUCCGCGACUUGUUCAACCCCAAGCAGGCAGUGGCGAGCCUCAAGGUCCGCGAGAGCCCCAAACUCGGCAUCUUCGUCGAGGGCCUCUCGCGCCGGGCGGUGACCUCUUACGAGGACGUCGAAGUUCUGAUGGAGCUGGGCAACACCAUGCGGACGGUGGCGCAGACAAACAUGAACGCCACCUCGUCGCGCUCGCACUCGGUCCUCACCAUCUACCUCACCCAGACUCGAGUGGACCAGGCGACCAUGACCGCAUCUGACCUGACGAGCAAGAUCAACCUCAUCGACCUUGCCGGCUCCGAGCGGCAGAACAAGACCGGCGCGACAGGGAAGCGCCUCAAGGAGGGCUCCGCCAUCAACCAGUCGCUCACCGCCCUCGGCAACGUCAUCGAGGCGCUGGCCGACAACUGCAUGCCGGCUGAGCAGGGCAAGCGCCGGCGGAAGCGCAUUGUGCCGUACCGCGACUCGGCGCUCACCCGCAUCCUGCAGGAGAGUCUUGGCGGAAACGCCAAGACCAUCAUGGUGGCGGCUAUCUCUCCGGCAGCCGACAACUACAAGGAGACUCUCUCGACGCUGCGCUACGCCAACCGGGCCAGUAAGAUCCAGAACGUGGCCGUCAUCAACGAGUCGCCCAACGACAAGGUCAUCCGCGAGCUCAAGGAGGAGGUGGCCCGACUCAAGGCGCUGGUCGCCUCAGGCGGCGCCGGCGACGCGUCGGCUGCCCCGGCCGAGGACGCGGCCAUGGCCGCCGAACUCGAUGCGCUGCGGGCACAGCUAGCGCAGCAGACCCAGCUCAUGGACUCGCUCGGCCUCUCGGCUGCAGACCGACGGGCCGAAGCCUCGGCUUCGUCCAAGGCCGCCAUGGACGAGCUCAAGUCGGACCUGCGCGCUGUGUCGGGCAUCGACGUCAACGUCGACACCUCAAAGCCCCACCUGGUCAAUCUUGCCAACGCGUCCAUCAAGUACGCGCUGGACAUAUCGGCGGCUGCGUCAGGCGUGACCUUUGGCUCGUCGCCCGAGGCCACCUACACCCUCGGCGGCAUCCUUGUUGCUCCGAUCCACAUGCGCAUCGUGACCGAGGCCGAAAAUGGCAGUGUGACCUGCCAGCCUGGCAAUGCACAGGCGCCCGUGCGGGUUAACGGCGUCGAGGUCGCCGCCGCCGGCGCCAAGCUGGCCAACGGCGACCGCCUGGUCAUCGGCAACAACCACUUUCUGGUGUACGCGGACGGCGCGUCCGCUCCGUUUGGCCGCACUGCCCUGCUCAAGGUCUACCAGCUCGCCAUGAAGGAGAACGCGACUGGGGCGCGGUCGUCCAAGCUCGGCGCCGGCGACGCGGCCGAGCUCGAGCUCGAUGCUGCCGCGCUCAUUGACAAGCUCGAGGCCGGGCUUGUGGCACUCAUGCCCGACAUCUCAGAGGCCAACGCGGCAGCGGCGGCGCUCGGCAAGACGGUCCGCUACGCGCCGCACAUCCAGCCUGCGCUGGUCGGCGGCGCCGCUGGCCGCCACGAGCCAGCCGUCUUUGUCCGCCAGCUACACCUCGAGUGUGAGGCGUGCGGGCCGGCAGGCCCAGCCGCCGGCCCGGUCGCGCUCCUCGAUGCCGACACCUUUGCUGAAAGGCUGUUCAACAUGAUGGAAGUAGUGGAGAACUAUCGCGCUUUUGGCCUCGCCGACAACGGCGGCCCGGAUCCGUUCUCGCUCGAGACCGAUGUACUUCUCGGCUCGGCAUACGUGAUUCCGCUCGCGCUUUCGCGCGCCGGCUCCAUUCGCGCCGUCACCACGCCGGUCCUCUCGCCGCACGGCCACUACCGUGGCCGGCUGACAGUCUCGAUCGAGCCGCAGCUCUCGGACGCCGCGCGUGCCAAACCGUCGCUCUGGCUUCAGCCUGCGCACGUCGUCGACGUCAAAGUCACCACGGCAGCCGCGCCCGACGCUGCCCCUCUCUUCCAGGGCCUCGUCCGCAUGCGGGUCUCCGACGAGGUCAUCGACACCGUCCUCAAUGAUGCACUCGUCUUUGAGGUCUAUGGCGUCGUCGCUGAUGCCGCCCACCCGGUCUCGCCCUUCUCGCUCCGCCAUCUUGCCGCCGGCCUCACCACCGCCGACGACCUCUCCGACCUCUCGGAUCUCUCGGAUCUUGACGAGGGCGAGGAUCUGGAGCUUGGCGAGGAUGAGCUGGCCGCUCUGGACGCGUAAACUUUGCGGAGC